UUGAGCCUUUUGCUUAUAUUUAUGAAGAAAAAAUUGAUCAAGCACAGAAAAUUGCGAGAACCUACCAGGCUACCACACGCCACAAGGAGCAGAGAAAUCGAACGGCAGAGUGCAAGAGAUGCGCGUAGGUUAAUAUUACAACCCGGCGCAGGUUAGCCUCGGGUAGGUCCGAAAUUAGAACGGAGAAAGUAAUGAGGGGGGCGGAAAUCUCAAAGACAUAGCAGCUACUAAGACUGAUUUAUCCACUCUCCUCUUCUCUUCUCUGCUCAACACCUCAACUACACAGACUUUCUCACUUCUUUAAGACUCUAACCGUUUUCUCUUCUCCUUUCCUCACUCGUCACGCUUUUUCCAUUGGUUUUCCCUCCCAUUUCAUUUCCUCUCUUUCACCCUGCGCGAUUAUUUCGAUCUCUCUCGCUUUCUUCCAUGGAGGCUUCCGCAGCUAUUCGAUCCUUGAACUAUCCCAUAGGCUCUAUGGCCCCUAUGCGAUGCUCACUUGAGAAGCCAGCUAUAGUUCCCAGCCAUAAUAUAAGGUGGAACUCCAAAAGUAGGCUUUUUGUUCAGCGGUUGGUGAAUGGUGAGAAAUACAAAGGGAAUAAAACCUUAGUGUUGUGUGCAAAAACUGCUGACACCAUCAACACAACCAAGUCUGAGGCUUCUUCAGAUACCACUUUACAGGAUUCAUUGGAGAAAAAGCCUUUGCAAAAUGCCACUUUUCCUAAUGGCUUCGAGGCUUUGGUAUUAGAAGUCUGUGAUGAGACUGAAAUUGCUGAACUGAAAGUAAAGGUUGGAGAGUUUGAGAUGCAUCUUAAGAGAAACAUUGGAGCAACAAAAGCUCCUCUCUCUAACAUUUCACCAACUACACCACCACCUAUUCCAAGUGAACCCAUGGUUGAAUUGGCAGCUGGUACACCACCACCAUCACCACCAAAGUCAUCUCCAGAAAAGACCAACCCAUUUGUAAAUGUUUCUUUAGAAAAGUCAUCAAAGUUGGCAGCAUUGGAGGCUUCUGGUAACAAUACCUAUGUGUUGGUAUCAUCUCCCACGGUUGGCUUAUUCCGAAGGGGUAGAACAGUGAAAGGGAAGAAGCAGCCUCCCAUAUGUAAAGAGGGUGAUUUCAUCAAAGAAGGGCAAGUCAUAGGGUAUUUAGAUCAGUUUGGCACUGGACUUCCUGUUAAGUCCGAUGUUGCUGGAGAAGUGCUAAAGCUUCUUGUUGAGGAUGGAGAGCCCGUUGGUUACGGAGACCCCCUUAUUGCUGUCUUGCCGUCUUUCCAUGACAUCAAGUGAGCAAAGCCUAAUGCUAUUGUUCCUGGUUAGUCAUGCUGCAUUUAUUUUUUGGGAAAUAUCGGCGAAAGUUUUAAUUAAUUUGAGAAACAAUUAUUAGUGCCUUUUUAUUGGGAAAAGGCGUUCUUGUGAAAAUUAUGCUUUGUAUACCAAUUGCUUAUAUUAUAUUGGUUAGCUAUUUCAAGACCAUAAGUAAAGGUGAGCAAGCCAAAGGAGUUUGAUUGCUUUCUUUCUUUUUGUCCCAAAACUGUGUGUAGGUGUUGCUUUUAAUGUCUGAACCAGAACGAUUCGUUUCAUUGUUUGCAUAUUCGUCACUGAUAUGAUCUAAAUGAAAAUCUUAUAAAGAGAAAGUUAGCAUUGAAGAA
Molecule: messenger RNA, 1649 nt
Organism: Arachis duranensis
Lineage: Eukaryota; Viridiplantae; Streptophyta; Magnoliopsida; Fabales; Fabaceae
Exons: 9
Coding region: 427-1287 (286 amino acids)
Source: RefSeq, a predicted model, not a curated record